Sphaerulina musiva SO2202 is the source of this 465-nucleotide messenger RNA. RefSeq lists its product as uncharacterized. The coding region runs from base 1 to 465 and encodes 154 amino acids. The record is from RefSeq and is a predicted model, not a curated record. The transcript has a single exon. Lineage: Eukaryota; Fungi; Ascomycota; Dothideomycetes; Mycosphaerellales; Mycosphaerellaceae.
AUGACUAUACUGAACAGGAUUGGCCAUGGGUUGGUCAAGGAGACAUUGGAAACGGGACCUAGGUCCGAGAAGAUGAACGGAGGUGUCGAGCGGAGAGAAGCGAAGCGCGGGCCACUGAAGAGAUUGGCAAGUCUACUGCCAGGCACUCGAGCUCCAAACCACGAGGACUCGCGUCCUCGGGCGCAGCCUCAAGCCCUUGAAGCAGCCGAAAAAUUGUUAUCUGGGCGGCAGAGCGUACAAUGCCUCCUUUCGAUCAUGACAGUUGGUUCUGCCUGCUUCAUAAUCAAGUGGCAGGACAGCGCGUUGAGUUCGCGUCGAUGGCACGCAUUGAGCACGAUUCUCCCAAGCGUCUUCGUUGAUGGCCACCGCUCCACCUUGCUUUCAAGUCAAGCGGGGAGACACGCGCUCAGCGCAGGGAACCGGGGCAAAGCAGAGCAUGGCCUACUCCAGCGGAUCUUUUCUUGA